Messenger RNA from Carassius gibelio (silver crucian carp), 1852 nucleotides. Its product is annotated as beta-1,3-galactosyltransferase 2-like. Gene Ontology annotation, cellular component: membrane. Lineage: Eukaryota; Metazoa; Chordata; Actinopteri; Cypriniformes; Cyprinidae. Gene Ontology annotation, molecular function: N-acetyl-beta-D-glucosaminide beta-(1,3)-galactosyltransferase activity. The record is from RefSeq and is a predicted model, not a curated record. The transcript is spliced from 3 exons. Bases 177 to 1412 code for a protein of 411 amino acids.
CAGGGGAUAUGUAAAGCAGUAAGAUCAUAGCCGAACUCCCCAGAAUGGCUACUAAAAGCAUUUGGCAAAGAAAUGUCAUUUUGAUCCACCUACAGCAAAACGCUUUCUCCCACUAUUCAUGAAUAUGAUGACUAGCCUAGCAUCAACUACCCACAUAGCAAACGGACUUGGCUCAAAUGUGGCCUCAAGCUGGCAUUGCUGGCCUAAUGUCGGCAAUGGGAUGUACCCUUUCAGCCAGAGCUGGGCAAUGUGUGGCAAUGACGGCACAGCGGGGAUCCGGCAAACAAUAUCCGGGCCGAUUGUUGAUGGGAGGAGUGUGGCCAAGAUCAGUCAGCUUGGCUCAGGAUAGUGGCUCGUUUAUGCGUCACAUUAAAAAGACAUUUAUUCUGCUGCUCACAUUAGCAUUUUUACUGUCUGCUGUUGCUUAUGUCUCAGAUUUCUCUUUUGAGACAAUUGCAUACUCUCAAACCUGGUUGACUAAAAUCAGGAAUUGGACUCAUGCUGAGGUAAUUAAUAGCAAUUGGGCUGAUCGUUCUCAAAAUGAUUUAUUAGCACCUUUGCCAAAUCAACAAAUCCAACCAAGAGGUACAACUAUCUAUCAUCAUGUGGCUCAUCCAAGCAACUAUAAUUUCAUGCUGGAUGAACCUGAUAAAUGUAAGCAGGAUCCGUUCUUGGUCUUGAUGGUCCCUGUGGCCCCCCAUCAGCUGGAGGCUCGUAACGCCAUCCGCAGCACAUGGGGGAAUGAGAGCUCAGUGCAGGGAAAAGCAGUGCUGACUCUGUUCUUGGUGGGUUUGACUGGAGGAGCUGAAGCUCAACAGAAGCUGGAGGAAGAGAGUCGACAACACAGAGAUUUACUGCAGAGCAACUUUGUGGACUCCUACUUCAAUCUGACCAUAAAGACCAUGGUGAUCAUGGACUGGCUGGCCACUCGUUGCCCUCAAGCAGCGUAUGCUAUGAAGGUUGAUUCUGAUAUGUACAUAGGCCUGGAGAACCUGAUGACCCUGCUGUUGUCACCCAACACACCCAGACAGAACUACAUCACAGGGUAUUUGAUGUGGAACCGGCCUGUUGUCAGAAACAAAAACUCUAAAUGGUACGUCUCAGAGGAAUUGUACCCUGAACCGACAUACCCCACGUACCUGCUGGGAAUGGCAUAUCUUUUCUCCAAUGACCUGCCAGAAAAAAUAGUUGAGGCUUCCAAGGAAAUAAAGCCCUUUAACAUAGAAGAUGCAUAUGUGGGUGCUUGUCUGAAACAGUUGGGCAUUGUACCCUCAUCUCCCCCAGACCCUUCACAGUUUAGAGCCUAUCUGGGACAAUAUAAUCGAGAAGAUUUUUUUAGAGUUAUUACGACAAUCCUGGGAUCCCCACAGCAGCUAAUAGACAUCUGGAAGGACGUAAAGAGGCCCUCAUAAAACAUUUCAAUAAAGUUUCAUGGGCUCUAUUACAACUUUAAAGUUGAAAUUUAUAGUUUUAUGAAAUUAACUCAAAACUACAUAAACAAACAUAAAUAACAAUUUUAACUGAAAGGUUGAACUGGGUUUGCAAAGCAAAUGUGUUUUUCCAUAAAUCUCUGUUGGGGCAGGUUGUCAUCUGGUGUCAUAAUUAUCUUGUAUACUGAAACUGUAAGUUAAUUUAGCAUUUCUGUUGGCCAGAACAAAGGUUUGAUUUAUGUGCAUUAUGUUUUUCAUUUUUAUUUUUUUCAUGAGUUAUUAUUACAACUGAUUUACUCUUUGAAGUAUUAAUGAAAUGUUUUUCUCGGUCAAUGUUCAGUGAAAAUUUUUAACUCAAAUGUACUUCCGUGGUCUAAAAAGAGUAUUCAGUGAAACUACAAAUUUGUAAAUAAAUGUAUAUA